Molecule: messenger RNA, 387 nt
Organism: Polyodon spathula (Mississippi paddlefish)
Lineage: Eukaryota; Metazoa; Chordata; Actinopteri; Acipenseriformes; Polyodontidae
Product: arf-GAP with SH3 domain, ANK repeat and PH domain-containing protein 2-like
Exons: 4
Coding region: 1-372 (123 amino acids)
Biological process (GO): positive regulation of GTPase activity
Cellular component (GO): cytoplasm
Molecular function (GO): protein binding; GTPase activator activity
Source: RefSeq, a predicted model, not a curated record
AUGUACUCGUUCACUUUCUUCCAGGCGCUAGAUGUUGACAGAGGUGUCCUGUACAAAAUGAAGAAGUCCGUCAAAGCAAUUUACACGUCUGGCAUGGCACAUGUGGAGAAUGAAGAGCAGUACACCCAGGCGCUGGAGAAGUUUGGAGAUAACUGUGUCUUCAGAGAUGACCCAGAUUUAGGAUCAGCUUUCCUCAAGUUCUCUGUGUUUACAAAGGAGUUGACUGCACUUUUCAAAAACUUGUUUCAAAACAUGAACAAUAUCAUCACUUUCCCACUUGAUAGUCUGCUAAAGGGAGACCUGAAAGGGGUUAAAGGGGAUCUGAAGAAGCCUUUCGACAAGGCCUGGAAAGACUAUGAAACUAAAGUGUAAGAGCCAUUAAAAGGA